Messenger RNA from Macroventuria anomochaeta, 1921 nucleotides. Its product is annotated as GMC oxidoreductase. The record is from RefSeq and is a predicted model, not a curated record. Lineage: Eukaryota; Fungi; Ascomycota; Dothideomycetes; Pleosporales; Didymellaceae. Bases 62 to 1921 code for a protein of 619 amino acids. Gene Ontology annotation, biological process: secondary metabolite biosynthetic process. Gene Ontology annotation, molecular function: flavin adenine dinucleotide binding; oxidoreductase activity, acting on CH-OH group of donors. The transcript has 2 exons.
GGCCGCACAGCAUAUCUUCCAUCAUCAGCUCAGCUUCUCGGCCGCUACCUCUUCGUUCACGAUGUCACCUAGUCUGAAGAGUCUCGUCACUUUCGCGGCGGCUCUGCCCUUUGUUAUAGCAGUACCGGCUGUAAAGAGCGAUACUGUAUCUUCUAUCAGAGGAAAGACCUAUGAUUAUGUGAUCGUCGGUGGUGGGCUUACCGGUUUGGUAGUUGCUCAUCGCCUGAGUGAGAACAAGUCGCAUUCUGUCCUCGUUCUGGAGACUGGCCCAAUCACAGAGGACAUCAACACUAUCAUCCCUACUCUUGGCAACAACAUCAACCACGCUUUGCAGUACAGCAUUGACUCGGCACCUGAUCCUGGCCUUGGGGGUCUCAGUGUUGGGGUUCUGAUUGGCAAAGUCGUUGGAGGUGGCUCAGUCAUUAAUGGCAUGGCAUUCGAUCGUGCCUCUGCUGCUGACUACGACGCUUGGGAGCAGCUCGGUAAUCCUGGCUGGGGCUGGAAUGGCCUCCUCCCCUACUUCAAGAAGUCUACUACCUUUACCCCUCCUAAGCUCACCCGCAAGGAUUUCAACAUUACCUACAAUGCCUCUUUCUACGGCACCAAUGGCCCACUCCAGGCAUCGUUUCCUAACUUCGAGUUCCCUGAUGUCAAGGUCAUGUGGGAGGCUUUCAGGUCUGAAGGUUACCCCACACCCAGGGAGCACGCUUCAGGUGAUGCUGUCGGCGCUACCUGGAUUCCCACUUCCCUUGAUCCCAAGACUCAGACCCGUUCUGAUGCCAGGAGGGCAUACUAUGACUCUGUUAAGAACCGUACCAAUCUGAAGCUCGUCAGCGGUGUCGAAGUUAACGAGGUCCUCUUUGACAGCCUUACUGCUAAAGGUGUUCAGUUCACCACCCUCGCUAAUAAGACUGUCUCCAAGGUUUACGCAAAGCGCGAAGUCAUCCUUGCCGCCGGCUCUGUGUUCACUCCCAAGAUUCUUCAGCUCAGUGGUGUCGGCCCUGCAGAUGUCCUUAAGGCUGCCGGUGUCAAGGUCAAGAAGGAUCUCGCCGCCGUCGGUGCCAACUUGCAGGAUCACCCCAACGCCAACAUGUUCUGGUCCACCCAGAACCUGAGCAUCCCCAACCCCGGCUUCUCUUCCGACCCUGCUCAGAACGCCUCAGCCUGGGCUCAGUACUAUGCCCACCGCAUUGGUCCUGUUUGCCAGUCCCACGGUAGUAGUCUUGCUUUCCUGUCUCUUCAGAGCAUUACCUCCAACUACAAGCAAAUCGUCUCUACCAUCAAGGCUCAGAAGUCUACUGACUACCUCCCCGCCGUAUACAAGAACAACCCCAACCUCCUGCGUGGUUACGAGGCUGCUAAGUCCAUCACCGCCGAGCUCCUCUCCGGAACUAAGGCCGCAGCUGUCGAAAUUCCAAUGAACGCUUUCGGUCUCGCCAUCGCCGCCGUCCAGCGCCCUCUCUCCCGUGGAUACGUUGCCCUCAACACGACCAACCCCACUGGCAACCCCAUUGUCCAGUUCAACACCUUUCAGAAUCCUGCCGACAGGACCAUGAUGAUCGAAGCCGUCAAGUGGACCCGCCGCCAUUGGCAAAAUCCCAUCCUCGCUCGCUUCUUGCCUGCCGAGAUCACUCCUGGGGUCGCUGCCCAGACUGAUGACGAGAUCAUCCAAGCCCUGCUCAAGCAGAGCGCGCUUACUGCUACCUUCGCCCACCAGUCUGGCACUUGUGCUAUGAUGCCUGAAAAGUACGGUGGCUGUGUCAGCAGCGACCUCCGCGUCUAUGGCACCAAAAAGCUCAGCAUUGUUGACGCUUCUAUUAUCCCCUUAGUCCCUGCUACUCACUUGCAAGCGACUAUGUACGCUAUUGCUGAGAAGGCUGCGGAUAUUAUCAAGCUGCGCCACGAUUUUCCCGGCCGAUAG